Molecule: messenger RNA, 822 nt
Organism: Lampris incognitus (smalleye Pacific opah)
Lineage: Eukaryota; Metazoa; Chordata; Actinopteri; Lampriformes; Lampridae
Gene: cep15
Product: centrosomal protein 15
Exons: 4
Coding region: 147-566 (139 amino acids)
Source: RefSeq, a predicted model, not a curated record
CAUUCAUUUUAGAUGCAGUGUACACUUAGUAUUGGUAGAGGGCGCUGUAACAAUGUCGGAGACAGCAGCGAGUGGUGACUCUUAUUCGUGUAAACCAUCUUUUGACUCGUAGAACGGCGGCGGAUUAAAGACGUCUCCGUCUCAGGAUGUCCACAGUUACCAAGGAAGUUGAGCUUACCAAGAAACACAAAGAAAUCUUAGAAAAGAGAGAAGUGCUCCUUGGGCAGAUGGAGAAACAAAUGGACCUGGAGAAGAGCAGGAGGAAGCAGCAGUUGAUGGAGUUCCAAGCAGCCCAGAGGAGGAACGCCCAACUGCUGAGGGAUCUGCAGAAGGCAGAGGAGAGCCUCAGAAAGGGACGGCUGCCUCGCCCAGAUAUCCAGGUGCUGGAGACAAGAUACUGGGCAUCGGUGGAAGAGCACAUCCCGGAAUGGGAGGACUUCCUCUUGGGUAGGGGUCCCCACCCUACAGAUGUCCCAGUCCAACCUCACAGAAAACCCAUGCAGAGAUCCAGCACUGCCCGAGACCAGAGCCUGCCUCCUCGUCCAAAGCCCAGGCUUGCUAAGUAGCUGACUGGCUGGUGGGCAAUGUACUGGUGUCUUCAUGAUGCAGCUCCUUGGUGUUGACUCGUACCUAGAUUGAAAGGAUCCCGCUUUUGUGGUCAUUUGCUGCAGAGGAUCAGAGCGUUGGUAGUUUCAGGUGUGUCAAGAGUAAGUGUUGGACUUCAGGUGCUUGAGAAUUGCCAGUUACAUUUGCCUGAUAGGUCUAAAUUGACCAACUUCGAUAGUGACGAAAACCCAAAAAUUCUCUUACACACACACACAC